CGUCACGUAGUAGAGAGAGAGAGAGAGAGAGAGGGGGAGGGGAUCCGCGGUUCCGGAUUCCCUCCCAACAGGGAAAUAGAGAGAGAAAGGUGAAGCCCAAGCUUCUUUGUCUGAACUUUCUCUCUCUAAGAAUUUCUGUGAACUUUCUCUCUCUAAGAGUUUCUUUGAACUUUCUCUCUCUAAAAAGAAUUAAGGACCCGCAGCACGAGCAGUACCAAGAAGGAGAGAGAGAAAAAGUUGGAACCCUUUGAUUUUUUUGCAGAAGAAAGAUGACCUCUCAUGGCUACUCUGUAGAGCUCUACUUCGACCCUGCCCUAGAAAACCAGGUGCUCAAAGCCUGGAACGUCUUAGCUCGACGUCAAAUCUCGACCCACCUCAUUCAAAUGGAGUCUCGGCCCCAUAUAACUCUUUUCUCCACUUCCUCUAUCGACCCACCUAAGCUUCUCUCUCCUAUCAAGUCCUUCGCCUCUCGAUUGGAGCCCAUCCCCCUUUCUCUCUCAUCUGUUGCCGCCUCCUCUUCUCUCUCUUCCUCCUCUCUCUCUCUGGAAAGCAACCUCCUCUUCCUCUGUCCAACCCCCACAUUCUCGCUCCUCGACCUCCACUCUCGCCUCAUCGACUCUCUGAAGAAAGAGGGAAUCGAAAUACCGGAGCCCUUUCGGCCUGAUUCAUGGAUACCCCAUUGCUUAGUUGCGCAAGAUGUGCCUCAAGAACGCAUGGGGGAAACAUUUACUGUGCUCAGAGAUGUUCUCAAGCUCCCUGUCUCUGGUUACGGCCUUCAUGUCGGGCUUGUUGAGUUUCCUCCAGUUCGAGAGCUCUUCUCAUUUCCAGUUGGCAACCCCUCUGAUUUCUAGCUCUAGCCCCAAUUCCUCUUGUUUGGUGGAUCUGGUUCUCUGAAUGCUGGUACUGAUGUAUGAGAGAGAGGGUGGUGCCAUUGUUGGGUUGUUUCUCUCUCUCUCCUGUCCCAAAACUCAGGUCCAUGUUGCGGAUUGACUUGGAGGGCUAGAUCCCUGUUGCUAAAUGAAGAUAUUUUGAGAUGGAAAAUGUUGUUGACUUUAUGGAGCUUUCAUCCAUUCAUGAAACUGAAGACAUACUAAAUUUCCCUUUUACUACCGCUGGAGUUCAGUCCAAACAGAAGUCCUGAAUUUUAGGGUUUUGUUAUAAAAUUGAUUAGAUCACACUAAUUUUGAGGUUACUAAUGAAAUCAUAGGCACUAGCAUGCAACUACUCUCUCUCUCUCUCUCUCUCUCUCUCUCUCUUGAUAUUUUUUAUAUUUUGUUUUCUUUGUUUCUUUUGAACUUCACCAAAUACAUGCUAAAUAUUUUGUAGUU
Amborella trichopoda is the source of this 1328-nucleotide messenger RNA. RefSeq lists its product as uncharacterized. NCBI's taxonomy places the organism in Eukaryota, Viridiplantae, Streptophyta, Magnoliopsida, Amborellales, Amborellaceae. The record is from RefSeq and is a predicted model, not a curated record.